Messenger RNA from Penicilliopsis zonata CBS 506.65, 1760 nucleotides. RefSeq lists its product as hypothetical. The transcript has a single exon. Gene Ontology annotation, molecular function: oxidoreductase activity, acting on the CH-OH group of donors, NAD or NADP as acceptor. The record is from RefSeq and is a predicted model, not a curated record. Lineage: Eukaryota; Fungi; Ascomycota; Eurotiomycetes; Eurotiales; Aspergillaceae. The coding region runs from base 346 to 1398 and encodes 350 amino acids.
UAAAUACUAUGUCUUAUUAUAUACUGACAGCCUUGUCUUGGUCUUGAAUUUUGGCUAGCUUGACCCGUUGGACCAUUGGCCCUUCAUCUGUAUAUUUAAAAAGGGAAAAAAAAAUUCUGACAUGAGAUUUCUUGCUGUACUCACUCUAUCGUCAAGCCUUUUCUGCUGAACAAAGCGUGAUGACCUCAUAUUGGAAACCAACUCCGUGGAGCAAACAAAAACGUAACCAUUUAGUCAACACGGAUUCAGAAUGCUUGCCACCGACAGGAGAGAGGAAUUUAACGUCCCCGAAUAUGCAAUGUUCAAUGCCAAUAUCCCGACGGUCGAUUCAUCUCAACUUCCACCAUGGUCUCAAAGCAAAAAACAAUCCUUGUCACGGGCGCCUCGGGCUUCAUGGGGACGCACAUUGUAGAGGAAUUCCUAUCAGCAGGAUACAUUGUGCGAGGCACGGUGCGCAGCGAAGAGGCCGCGCUGAAGGUACGGCGUACGUUCCCGGACCAGGAGUCCCGACUGGACCUCACGAUCGUGCCAGACAUGGCGCAAGCGCACGCCUUUGACGAGGCCGUCAAGGAUGUCCACGGGGUCGUGCACAAUGCGUCGCCCUUCCACACGCAGGUGCAGAGCAACGAGCGCGAGCUCCUUCGGCCCAGCAUCGACGGCACGACCAACAUCCUCAGCGCGGUGCAGGCGCAUGCCCCGGACGUCAAGCGCGUGGUCCUCACCUCCUCCUUCGCCGCCAUGGUGGAUAUGUCGCUGGGGAACCGGCCGGGACACGUCUACAGCGAGAAGGACUGGAAUCCCAUCACAUACCAACAGGCGAAGAAGGCGCUCACCCCGCCCGUGCUGGCGUACACGGCGGCCAAGACGGGCGCCGAGCACGCCGCCUGGGACUUUAUGCAGGCGAGUUAUCCGCAUUUCGAUCUCGUCACCAUCCUGCCCGCAAUGGUGUACGGGCCCAACCGCAACGCAACGGCCAACCUCGCCAGCCUGAACACCUCCUCCGCCGAUCUGUACCGCAUCAUGUCGCCCGAGAGCAAGCCGGACGACCCUGUUCCCCCCAACGUGCUGUAUUCGUGGGUCGACGUGCGCGACGUGGCGUUCGCCCACCGCCGCGCCUUCGAGGUCCCCGAGGCGGGCGGGAACCGGUUCUUCCUCUGCGAGGGCAACUUCACCAACCAGCAGGUCGCGGACAUCCUGCGCGACAAGCUGCCCGAGCUGAGAUCCCGGGUCCCCGUCGGCACGCCGGGCAGCGGCUUCGAGGGCGUCGACAUGUACAAGAUCGAUCACUCGCGCUCCGAGAAGGUCCUCGGCGUCAAGUACCACUCCCUAGAGCAGACGGUCGUCGAUUCUGCAAAGGCAUUCUUGCAGUUGGAGCAGAGAAUGCCUGUCGUGGUUUAGUGGGGUUCUUCCUUUAGUUGUAUAAUGCCCCAGCUAUUACUGAAAUAUAAUCCCACUGCCCAGAUUAGAGUCUAUAGAACGAUACAUUGUAACAAAUGCACCAAUGCAGUUGGUAGCUGUCUAUGCGGUUUCUCUCCUCAAUGUCCAAUCAAUCAUAUCCGCAUCGUCAAUAUGGAUGGCAUUCAGGACCCUGUCCCACAAACCUGGAUCAUCAUUGAUGUCGAAUGUGAAAUCAAUAUCUCUUGCAGCUGGCAUAGAGCCUGGCAGUGGCCACUCGGGCAUCGGCCCACUUCCUGCUUCCUGAAUGUCUCCUUGGGGGUCCUUGGGCACCCCAAUCGGCUGGGAGGUUCCCGGGGGCUCGA